ACAAUACAUAAACAGUGUACGCCGUGCCUUCGGUGUGUUCGAACGUUCGAAGCACGUUAGGAGCAGUUCAAUGUUCGAAUCCGCGCAGGCAUCCAAGUGAUCCAAGAUAAUAACGAGAGAUAAUUCUGCUUAAUCGCAUCCCGGGAUCACGCAUUCUCUUUUCUCGAUUGCUUAUCCAGAAUUCGGCAACACGGUCUGUCGGUGUUAUGUGAACGUAAUUUAGAUACCGUCCUUUUGUAAAGCGGGACGAACGGGUCCUUUGGAGAGGGAUAUCGUUACUUGUGCAUUACUCGUCAAAUGCACGUGCUUCGUUAAAAUUCGCGACGUGACGAUCGCUUAAUCUGACAGAUUAAAUGACAGAAAGAUGUGUGGAACAGUAAGAGGAGCCGUGGACAAGAAUUGAAUUGUAAAGUGGUGGGUCGUCGAUAACGCUUUCUUAAAUGAAAUCGCACCGAGGGAUUGUUUUCGAUCACAGAGAAGGGAUGUUUAUCCGCGACGAUGAAAAGAAGUAUCUGAUUGUUGUUCACCUCGGAUACCGCGAUAAUGAUCUGUCAAUGGUCUCAUUAUCGGUGUGAUUCGUGUAUCUCAUCGUAUGGUAGACAGUCAUCAGCGUGUCAUGGAGGACGGUGGUCAAGUGCAUUCUAGUACUCUCCUCGAAGAGACGUUCUAUGUUACGUCCAAGAAAAACACUUAUUACAAGGUGAGACUAACAGAGAAGGGUCUCAGCCUAGAGAAAGACAAUAAUGGUGCGACGAAGGUUGAAACGAUCGUUCUAAACGACAUAAUAGGGUGCAGAUGUAUGCGUUCGAAACGCAAAAGCGCGGGAAGCUGUGUCUGUGGUCCAGGCACCUCCAAGUCUCAAUUCAAGCUAGUCGAGUCUAUGGAAGCGUAUCAAUGCUACGAUGAGUUCGACACCUCCGCGUAUCUGUACAUUUACGCCUACACGCUGAAAAAGGCGCGGAUGAAAGGCGCCAAGAGACGUGAAAGGACAACGAUCACGCUGCGGUUUCGUAGUUUUGAUAAAUACGAGGAUAAUUUACGGGAGGCCAGCAGGUGGCGAUUGGCUAUAAAAUGUCUUAUUGUCGGUGUCCCCGUGCCUAAAAGUUUCAUGAGCCCAAGUCACGAGAACCUUGAAUCGUUGAUCAGCGCGUGCCCAGGGGAACAGAGGAAGAUGUUGGUGCUACUUAAUCCAAAAUCUGGCCCGGGAAGGGGCCGCGAGACGUUCCAGAAGAGGAUCCAUCCGAUUCUGUCGGAAGCCGAGAGGCCUUACGAGGUUCACAUCACAAAGUGUGCCAAUUACGCGCGCGAGUUUGUGCGUACGAGGGACAUCUAUCAAUGGAGCGGUCUGGUGAUGGUCGGGGGCGACGGUAUCGUGUUCGAGGUACUGAACGGGCUUUUUCAACGACCGGAUUGGGAGAAAGCGCUGAGAGAAUUGCCCCUUGGCGUGAUACCCUGCGGUUCCGGUAACGGGUUGGCAAAAUCCAUCGCGUACGCUAAACAAGAGCCGUACGAUUCGAAUCCGCUUUUGGUGAGCGCGCUGGCCGUGGUCAAAUUCAAGAGCACACAGAUGGAUUUGGUGCGCGUUGAAACCAGAAACCAAAUACUGUUCUCGUUCUUAUCAAUUGGCUGGGGCUUGCUCGCAGACAUCGAUAUUGAAAGCGAACGUCUCCGGGCGAUAGGCGGUCAACGAUUCACCGUAUGGACAAUCGCGCGGCUGAUUGGACUGAGAACGUAUAAGGGCAAGGUUUCAUACCUACCUUGCGAUAAAGUGUCGUCUAGUGAGAGUUUGAGCAAUGGAAAGGCCUAUAAGGAGUACGUGAGUGAAGUCCAAAUAUCCCAUUCAAGGAGCUGCGGCGAUGACUUGGAUCGAUACAGUAAAGUUAGUGAAUCGAAGAGCUUCCAUGAUGCACUCGACGGGGACGCCGCGGUUUUGGAUGGAUCCUUCGAUGGCUACGAGGAUAACGAGAUAAUAAGCGAAAGCAUUACUCUGGAAACGGAAACUGAGAGAAGACAAAGACUAGAUAGUUUCUACUCGGCGACCUCCGCGAGAUCGACGUACUUCAGCACGGGCUCCAUUUCCAGUUACCAUAGUAUCGAUCAGCCCGAUAAUGGAGAAGUUGAUACAGACAAUGUUAGUCAGCUUAUGUAUGGUCCAUCAUCGAGAUUACCCGCUCUGACUUCUGAAGUGCCAAGCUCCUGGACACAAAUCCAAGGAGAGUUCGUCAUGGUCCACGCGGCGUUCCAGUCUCAUUUGGGCCAGGAUUAUUUCUUCGCACCCCGUGCCAAAUUGGCGGAUGGUAUUAUUUGGCUCGUGAUAGUGAAAGCCGGAAUCACUAGAGCCAAUUUGCUCCAGUUCCUGUUGGGUUUAAGUAAUGGUACCCAUUUAACACGUUCCGGCAUCGAGAUAAUACCGGUGAAGGCGUUCCGAUUAGAACCAGAAGAAGGAGCGCACGGUUAUAUUACGGUGGAUGGAGAAAAGGUAGAUUAUGGGCCCUUGCAAGCUGAAAUAUUCCCGUCCUUGGCGUCGGUGAUGUCUCCUUGAUACAAAUUAUCGUUAUACUUCAUAUGAAGCUAGCAAUGAAAAUCAAAUGGUACAAUCCUAGUGCGAUAUAUACGGUAGCAUGGUCCUGGUGACAAUACUGUAUUAAAAUAUAUUUACAUAGCGUCACGAUUUGGUGAACCGCGAUAGGUGUACAUUCUAGACUGUGAAAUUAAAUCAUUCCAUCAGGCGCAUACGAAUAAUCUAGGUAUAAUUUAAAUAAUGAGAUUCGAUGUAGUCACUGUUCACACAAGCUCAAUACGUUUAUUUCAUAGAUAUUUUUUCUACUGGAUGAUUCAUUAUUGUUCAUACGCUAAAAUUAUACCUUUACUAGAUGACAAAUGUUUCAGCACUUUGAUUAAUUCAUUAUUUGUAUUUCUGUCCGAGGUUUUCUUGAUAGAUAAAAUUAAUAUUAGAUUGUGCAAAUUCCAUUUUUCUAUACGCGAUAUCGCACAACGACGCUGACUAGUCACUGUUUUGUCAGCGCAAAUCGUACCCCUUUGGUCUGUUUUCUACAUGAUACACAGUAGUGUAACUUUAAAAAUGUCCUACAGGCUUUGAGCUACUCGGCAAGUACUGUUGAGUUUGAUAAAUAGCUACUUCUGAUCGAAUCGAGUACGUAUACACUUAACCCUCGACUUGCACGGAUGAUUGAUGAUGGAAGUUCUGCGUAAAUUGUGACCCCUCAUUUGCAUGGGAAAUAAGAAGGCGUUUAAAGGUUUAAUUGCGUCUAAUAAGAAUAAUCAAGCGAUUUACCGCUUUGUAUUUAUUGUAAUAUCAUUUUUGUACAUAGGAAGAUUUUGUAAAAUAUCGCAGAAUUGUAUAUGAACUGUACGAGAUCCUCUAUUUGAAUGGAAAAUAAGGAGCAGGUCAUUCGUUUAAUAAAGUGUUCAAUUGUUACGCGUUAGCUCCGAUUUAUUUUUCUUUACAGGCUGCGAACCGCCAAAGAAAUAUGUUUUUACGCGCAUGUUUAUUCAUAUACGAAAGACUAUAUUUUUAUAUUUCAAAGUCGUAUUAAUAAAAACCAUACAAAUACGAAAUUGGUGAGAGCGAAACUUUAUUUACAUUUUUUCUUUUUAAUUAAUGAAAGAAUAAUCUUCUUAGAUAUAAGGUUUAUUCAAUUAUAAUUGAGUAACUCGAGGUUUAGGUGUAUUGUUUACGAAAGUCUUGGAAUGGAUAUAAUAAUUUAUCGAACGAGAAAUACUGUAGUCUGGUAUAUGUGCUGGCGACACAGUAUUGAUUUAAUUAUUGAUAUCGAGCUCGAAUCUUGUACAGAUGCAUUAACCAUUGCAAGUGUCGGUCUUCCGAGUUAUUGUAUUUCUUUGCCUAACGUUUAUGUUCAUAUUUUCUCAAGACAUUAUUAAUUAAUAACGUAAUAAGUAACAUAUCAAGUUACCUGACGGACAACGUACGAUUAGUAAAAAACUGGUUUGUAUGAAACUCUUAGUUAGUAUCGUGACACUUGAUAAUUCUAUAAAUUAUGUAUUUUGCGGCGUCGUAAAUCUACUAUCGUAUCGUAUCGAUUGUGAGAAAAAAUAGACGGAAGAAACUGAAGAACUGAUUUGCGAUUACAAGUAAUCGAAUUACGAUACAUGAUACGCCUGUACAUUUAACUUGGAGGCUACCGGUUUACAAAUUAAUUAUUUCCUGGAUAAUUAAUGGGAGAAUUAAUAACCAGUUGUCGUGUAUAAUUGCAAACCUAUUUAUUCUGAUCAAGAGAUUUUAUUCUGUCCUUCCUAGUCACAUAACUCGAUUUUACUGGCCUUCGAUCUUGUAACACAAGCAUAUCGCAAGAAUAUGUAUGAAUCUUCUUUUAUCAAAUCAUAAUUUAACCGUACAUUAAAUGAGAGGAACAGUGAAUAGUUGUUGAUAUUAUUACAUAGGAAUAUGAAAUUUUCGAAGCGAUCUAUUUUAAAACAAUGUAAUUCCAUUGGGUAUGCAUGUAUGAUAUUUUUGUAUAGUUUUCUUUCUAUUCAUUUACUUCUGUGAAAUGUAUCAUAGUGUGAAUAAUUGUACGAUUAACGUAAAGAAAGUCCUGAAUUACAUCAGAAGAAACGAGAUCGUGUAUAAUAUUAAUUUUUGUUAUUCCGCUAUUUUUUAGCGGAACGAUCGUUAAUGUUUAAUGAGAGUUGUUUAGUAUGAUGGCGAAUAUAAAUAAUAAAUUUCUUUGCGUCAAGUCA
Molecule: messenger RNA, 4719 nt
Organism: Ceratina calcarata
Lineage: Eukaryota; Metazoa; Arthropoda; Insecta; Hymenoptera; Apidae
Gene: Sk2
Product: Sphingosine kinase 2
Exons: 7
Coding region: 593-2542 (649 amino acids)
Biological process (GO): phosphorylation; sphingosine biosynthetic process
Cellular component (GO): membrane; intracellular membrane-bounded organelle; cytoplasm
Source: RefSeq, a predicted model, not a curated record